This is a messenger RNA of Larimichthys crocea (large yellow croaker), 2555 nucleotides long. RefSeq names its product nuclear receptor coactivator 5. Lineage: Eukaryota; Metazoa; Chordata; Actinopteri; Sciaenidae. The record is from RefSeq and is a predicted model, not a curated record. The transcript has 9 exons. The coding region runs from base 190 to 1464 and encodes 424 amino acids.
CCAGCAGGUGGCGGUAAGCACCGCCCGGAGAAGAACUCCUCCUCCUCCUUCUCCUCCUCCCUCUUCUCCUCCUCCUCCUCCACUGUAAGCAGAGUUGUUGUCGAGCUGGUGGACUAACACACCAGGAGCAUUUCUCCUCUGUCUCUGUGAUUUACAAAACGUUCACAUUGGUGUACUGUGGAGGUGAACAUGUCGUCCUGGGCCAAAUCGUCCGCAGCGGCCCGGCGGCCUCCGGCGAACCCGAACGGGAGUGCUCAGCAGCUGCGUUUGUUUCGGAGAGCAGCGCCCUACCCCUCCAGAGAGGAGCGGACCGAGGAGCUGAAGGAUGCGCUGGACAGUUAUGAAGAGCUCGAGCAAAUACAAAACUACAGCGGAAAUGUGAAGUAUGAGGGAUACAAGCAUCAGCCCAACGCCAAAUCAGACGGCUGCACUCCGGCAGACAGACGUAAAGCCCUGUACCAGAAGUUCUACAGACAGGUGCAGGAGGAGAGGAAGCCGGCCGACUGCGUGGUCCUCUCCGUCACCAGCCAGUGCCUGGAUUACCCCAAAUCGCUAAGCCAGUGUUUGCAGGAGCGUGGCCUGUCAGUGGAAAUGCUCUACCUUCAGGCGGAAUCGGGCCUGACCCGGGCCCUGCAGGAUGUCCGAGCAGACGGCUCCUCGUUAUGUAUUCUGGUGGAGCAGACAAAUGUAGCUCUGUCCUCCUGCACUGUUAUCAUAUUCUCAGAAUCCCUCAAAAUACAUCGCAACAUGCCCAAAGACCAAGCUAUGGACUUUGUUGCGGCCGAGUACGGUCGCGGACUCGUCAAAGAGCGCCCGCCGAGGGACCCCGCAGAUAUCGCAGCGCAGGCGUCACAGCUGCUGGAUGACUAUCUAGACCGAGAAAAGAUCGAGCGCCACACGGUUCCCUCUGAAACCCGUCCGCUACUCAUGCUGUUAGCUGAGGGAGUGCACCUCUACCCCGAAGAGCUGGAAACUAUCUCAGAGUACGUCCGGUCCCGGCAGGAGCACUUACAAGUCUCCAACACUGAAGGGGAAAGGGGUAACAUGUUACCUCCAGGACUGGGGAAACCACCUCCUCUACUCCCUACUCCACCCGGGCCUCCUCAACCCCAGUCUGCUGGAGGGGCGCCCAUGAUGGACCACAACCCACCUCCACCCACUCCUCUCUUGCCUCCACCAGGUUCUUACCCAAAAACCAAACCUCCUCCGCUACUGUCUUUGCACCGACCUCCUGGUCCAUCGUUAGGGACUCCAGCUUUACGGGGCCCCAUGCCUUCACACAUGCCCUACGGUGGCCCACCUAUGGCUCGUGGGCCCCUUCUUCACCACGCUCCUCAAUUUCACCCAGGCCCCCGAGGCCCCCACGGGAAUAGAGGAGUCCCACCGUCUCUAAAGAGUUCCCGUCCACCACUUCUCUCUUCUCCAGGUCCCCCUCUUCAACGACCGAGCGGCCCUCGACACUAAGAAUUGGCAGAGACACACACCUCUCUCUCUCUCACACACUGUAUUCACACGAAAUCAGGCGAUUCGUUAUUCGGUGGUGUGAGUGUAUGAUCGCUGUGACACAAUCGUAAAAUAAUAUUUUAUUCCUUUUGAUUCACUGGCUUUCUCGCCGCCACCACCACCACUCCUACUCUUCAUUAACUCUUUAUCUCGCUUGAGCGCCUUUUCUCCAUCGCCACGCUGUUACGGACAUACCCACAUUCAGAUGAACGGGAGGAAUGGUGUUUUUUUUUUUGCCACGUCGCCUGAUUUGGCGUGAAGUGCCAGCAGUGUUUUGAGGUUUUCAGAAGAGUCCUGGGCCUGGACCUGUUCUGCCUUUUCUAAAAAAAAAAAAAACUAAAAAAAAACUAAAUAAAGACAAGAAAAAAAAGACUAAAAAGUAGUAAACUACAUUCAGUUAAAAAAACAGGUGGUAUUACCAUCUUUAUUUGGAUGGAUCGAUGAAGGAUGGCAUGGAGUAUUCUGAUGACCAUUUUAAAAGGAGAGCUGAAACGAUGAGUCGAUUAAUCGCGGUUGGCAACAAUUUUGAUGAUCUUUCUGUCUUUUUAAGAAAAAAUGUCCAUGUUUCUUUAGUCCUCUGUGACAAUAAACUGAAUAUCUUUAGGUUGUGGACAAAGCAAGACAUUUGAGGACAUCACCUUGUGUUUAGAGAAAAUAGGAAUUAACAUGGACCGAAGAACUAAAUGAUUACUUGAGAAAAUUAUCAAUUGAUUCAUCAACACUGAACACAUUGUUGCAGCUGUACUUAAAGUCCCAGUGUGUUAUAUUUAGGGGCAUCUAUUGGCAGCAAAUGUCAUAAAAGAAAUCUACAAAAGGAGCAAGUCCUCUUAUGCGUUUUUAUACAAAUUUCAUAGCAACCAUAGUUUCUAUUAUGCACUUGGAAGGGGAGACCGAGGCAAGGGGUAUUCAGUUGGGUGCAAUCUUCAGUACUACAUGCCAUUAAGUCCUACACACUGGACCUUUAAGUACCUUCUAUCACAUUGGUGUAGGUUACAGUGACAAACUGGAUACAUCUUGGACUCGUCUGAUCUACCUAACUGAAUGCACACACA